UUUCUUCCCACAUUCCACUGUUAUUUAGGAGCGCCUCCUGUUUUUGCACUCUGGCCACUUUCUUCCUAAACUACGUUCUACUACAUCUGUUUUUACCGUAGCUGCCAUGACGACUGCUAACCGUUCGCACCUCAAAGAAAUACUCAAACACCUGAUUCUCGAACCCACGGGGUUUACAGCCGAACAUGCAGCCCAGGGGCUGCACUCGAUUAUGCGCGGCGAGGCCAGCGAAUCGCAGAUGGGUGGGUUUCUGACGGCGCUAAAACUGCGCGGCGUUGACGGUAAUGCACAGGUCAUCGCCGCGCUAGCCAAGGAGGCACUGGAUAACGCCUUGAUACCGAACAUUGACAGGUCCAAGGGCGGGGUUGUCGCGGAUAUCGUUGGCACGGGCGGUGAUGGAUGGAACACGUUCAAUAUUUCGACGACUUCAUCACUAGUGGCAGCAGCGGCAGGAUUAUGCAUGACGAAACAUGGCAGCCGGGCAUCGUCGUCGAACUGCGGAUCGGCAGACUUGCUCGAGAGCUUGGGCUUCGAGCUGGACUAUAUUUCGCCUGGGGAUGUUGGUGAUUUGCUUCACCAGUACAAGUUCUGUUUUCUGUUUUCUAGUACUUUCCACCCCUCGAUGCGGUACCUGGCCAAGACGAGGAGGGAUCUCGGGUUCCCGACGCCGUUCAACAUCCUCGGCCCGCUGAUGAACCCGUGCGUACCCGAUAGGGCUGUAGUCGGGGUGUGUGCCAAAUCUCUGGGGCCAGUGAUGGCUGAGGCACUGAAGAUCCUGGGUCGCCGCAAUUAUGCUGUCGUGUGUGGUGAUGAGAACUUGGAUGAGAUCAGCAUUGCUGGUGACACGCAUGUGUGGCAUUUGCGCGAGAGCGGCGAUAUCGAUUACUACACGAUCAACCCGGAGCGCGACUUUGGGGUGCCGACCCACCCGCUGACCGAGGCGGCUGGGUCAAAUCUGGAGGAUAACCAGAGAAUUCUGAAGCGACUUUUAGGCAACACACUGCAGGAGUCCGACAUUGCUAUCCGCGACUUUGUGCUGGUCAACACUGGUUUCUUGCUGUAUAUCGCAGGCAAGGCACAGAGCAUGAAGGAAGGUGCUGAGGUUGCACGGCACACUAUCGAGUCGGGCAAGGUCCUGGAGUUGCUUGAGAACUUUGCGCAGGCCACACAGGCACUGAAGUCGCAGGAGCUGUCAAGACGGGCGCGAUAAAAUGGCGACUUGCUGAUUCAGUGAUGCAUAGUCGGCUUUUGCCAUCCCCUAUGGACGGAAAAUGGCCGAAAUGCAGCAGGAAAGACCAAUGCGUCACCACGCCAAUUUCAAUUGGCCCCUGGCAGAAUGGAGGUGACUCACAGCACCGCAAUCUGGGCGCUAGUGACUUCCUAGAACCCAUUUAUCUACUGGCAUGGUUCCUGGCGUCAUACCAGCACAAACAAGACCUUCUUUUCCCCGCCAACAGUUCCUACUUGCAUAAUUUCUAAACAAUGGCAUCGCUCAGAGACAACAGACAGCACCUUCGCGAUAUUUUGAAGCACCUUAUCCUGGAGCCGG
Linderina pennispora is the source of this 1549-nucleotide messenger RNA. Its product is annotated as anthranilate phosphoribosyltransferase. Lineage: Eukaryota; Fungi; Kickxellomycota; Kickxellomycetes; Kickxellales; Kickxellaceae. Bases 107 to 1210 code for a protein of 367 amino acids. The record is from RefSeq and is a predicted model, not a curated record. Gene Ontology annotation, biological process: L-tryptophan biosynthetic process. Gene Ontology annotation, cellular component: cytosol. The transcript has a single exon. Gene Ontology annotation, molecular function: anthranilate phosphoribosyltransferase activity.